GUAGGAAUAGAAGAUUCUUGGUUUGUGUUCUAACGUGACUUCCUCAAUCUCGUGAGAUUAUCGUGCUCAUUUCAGUGACGCAAGAUAUCAGCGCCUGCCUUUUUCUGAACCUAUUAUAUCAUUAUAGACUGUAACCGUCGACGAUGAGCAGCAAGGAGAAGAGAAGGGGCAUCCUGGAGCGACUAAAUGCUGGGGAGGUGGUUGUAGGAGAUGGAGGUUAUGUGAUGCAGCUAGAGCGACGUGGCUAUGUGAAGGCUGGACACUGGACACCUGAGGCUGCUGUUGAACAUCCUGAAGCAGUUCGGCAGCUGCACAGGGAGUUCCUGAGAGCAGGAGCCAAUGUGAUUCAGACAUUCACCUUCUACUGCAGUGAGGAUAAACUGGAGAUCAGUGGCAAUGUCACCAACAUCACCGGGGCCCAGAUCAAUGAGGCAGCCUGUGACCUGGCCAGGGAGGUAGCCAAUGAGGGUGAUGCAUUGGUUGCUGGGUGUGUGUCUAAGACUCCCUGUUAUGUGAAGAGUCACAGUGAGACUGAGGUCAAGGCCAUCUUUAAGAAACAGAUGGAUGACUUCCUCAAGAAGGACAUUGAUUUCUUUAUAGUGGAGUUUGUUGAUCAUGUGGAAGAGGCAGUGUGGGCAGUGGAGGUGCUUAAGACCAGUGGUAAACCAGUAGGUGCAACACUGUGCAUCUCCCCUCAUGGAGACAUGCACGGCGUCCCACCUGGAGAGUGUGCUGUCAGGCUGGUCAAAGCUGGAGCUGACAUUGUUGGAGUAAAUUGCCACUUGGAUCCUCUGACAUGCGUUCAAACAGUGAAGUUGAUGAAAGCGGGAUUAGAGAAAGCUGGUCUCAAAGCCCAUCUCAUGAUCCAGCCGCUGGGCUUUCACACACCUGAGCGCAACAUCGGCGGAUACACCAGCCUACCCGAAUACCCCUUCGCACUGGAGACCAGAGCAAUGACCCGCUGGGACAUCCAUAAGUACGCCAGAGAGGCUUACAAUGCUGGAAUUCGCUACAUUGGUGGCUGCUGUGGAUUUGAGCCCUACCAUAUCAGAGCUAUAGCAGAAGAAGUGGCUGCAGAGAGAGGAUUCCUCCCACCAGCUUCAGAGAAGCACGGACUUUGGGGAGCUGCUCUGGAGAUGCACACUAAACCCUGGGUCAGAGCCAGGGCUCGUCGGGAGUACUGGGAGAACCUUUUGCCCGCUUCUGGACGUCCCAAAUGCCCUUCCAUGGCCACACCAGCCGAUGAUUAUGAACAACAGCUUGAAACAAAAAUACAAAUGUGAUCUCUUGUAUAGACUAUGCAGUUUAGUGAAUUUGUUGUAUGUGUGAUCGGAUGGUUCCCUUUUUUCACAUCCUGUAAUGAAUGGCAAUUGAGGA
Etheostoma cragini (Arkansas darter) is the source of this 1377-nucleotide messenger RNA. Its product is annotated as betaine--homocysteine S-methyltransferase 1-like. The record is from RefSeq and is a predicted model, not a curated record. Bases 144 to 1283 code for a protein of 379 amino acids. NCBI's taxonomy places the organism in Eukaryota, Metazoa, Chordata, Actinopteri, Perciformes, Percidae. The transcript has 8 exons. Gene Ontology annotation, molecular function: betaine-homocysteine S-methyltransferase activity; zinc ion binding.